Fulmarus glacialis (Northern fulmar) is the source of this 2730-nucleotide messenger RNA. It is a transcript of the gene HAUS6, whose product is annotated as HAUS augmin-like complex, subunit 6. The coding region runs from base 1 to 2730 and encodes 909 amino acids. Gene Ontology annotation, molecular function: microtubule binding. The transcript is spliced from 16 exons. Gene Ontology annotation, biological process: spindle assembly. The record is from RefSeq and is a predicted model, not a curated record. Gene Ontology annotation, cellular component: mitotic spindle microtubule; HAUS complex. NCBI's taxonomy places the organism in Eukaryota, Metazoa, Chordata, Aves, Procellariiformes, Procellariidae.
AUGUUUGAUAAACCGAACAGCAGUGCGUUUCACGUCAUUGCCCUCUUCUUGUUUGCUAAGCUGGAUAAGUCCCACGCGGCAGAAGCUUUCAAAGACUGUUCAGUUCCAGUAGGAAAUCCUGAAUUUAGGAAGCAGUGCUGUAUAUGGCUAAAAGAUAUUGCAAAUGAAGACAAAAGCUGUUUUCCAGAAGUUACACCUUCAUUAUUUAUUUCUCCUGCUGGUCCUAAAUUUAUUCAACUGUUAUAUUGGUUUGCAAGACAUGUGCUGGUUAAGGACAUGAAAACGAACUCCGUAGGCAUUGAUAUACCUUUUGCUGAAGCUGUAGUGUUGAGACCUAAGGAUAUACACAUGGCAAAUGCAAGAUGUAGAGUCGCAUACAAUAAACUUCUGCAAAUUCUUCAAAAGGAAGAUUUUGUUAUUCAAGAAUAUGAGAAAAAAGCACAGCUUUUAAUUAAAGAAAUAAAACAGAUAAAGUCUGAAUAUGCAGUCCUGCAGAUACAGUCUUGCAAGAUGAAACAAAAUGACCAAAACAAAAAUGACAAAACUGAGAGAAUUCAAAAGGUCCGCAGUAUGUGGACAUGUAUAAUGGAAAUGCUUACAUCUCUGAAAAAGGAAAAGGAAGUUGUGGAUUCUGUACUUCACGAACUUGAAGAUUGUGAUGGUCAGUGCAUUUUAGAUGGAACUAAUAUUGUUUCCAGUGUUCCACGGCUGUUGGCUUACAGAGUUGAAAGUGGCAUACACCAAGUUUGUACAGGAAAUCUAUAUGAAGCUGAAAAACUGAAUUUCUUAACGGUUAUUCAGUUAUUAAAUGAAGCCCUGAGGACAUUGAGAGAUGAACGUUGUCAAUCUGAAUUAAACCAACAAUUUCAGGUCAUUGAGGAUAAGGUUACGCGCUGUAAUAAAGUACUACUGGAUUUGAAAGCAAAGAGGCUAAAAAUAUGGCAACAGCAUUGUGUGCCAACGAGUGCAUCUAUAUCUAGAAAACAGGAAGAAUGGAAAGCGAAGUGGAGAAGCUUUCUUAGACUGUGUCCUUUUAAUUUAAUCUUAGAUCGGCAUCCAGAACUUGAUUUAAGAGCUUCGCCACCCCAUUCUUUCAAUUUUGCAGAAGGUGAUGAGGAGGAUAGUGUCUUUUGUCAACAUCUACUAUCAGUUUCAGAAGUUUGUGACUCUGUUCAUGAAGUACAUUAUGAGAAAAAUGAUGGGGCAUCGGAAACUAUGAUGGAUAAGUCAACACCACCACCAAGAUGCCCUCUCCCACCCCCCCCAAGGAUCUCUUCAGUGCCUUUGGAGUUGUCAAAAGCAUCUGAAAACAGAGAUGUGUUAAUUGAAAAGGACUUGCAUACUGAAACUAUCAAGGGGGAAAAAAAGCCUGUGCCUCCAAAGAUCUUAAAAAAUGGAAAGGAUGAGUACACCAUUUCAAAAAUGUGGGAGGAUGCAGGUGAUCAUGUUAUCCAGAGAGAGUCUCCUGUCAAAAAAGAAGACUCUCUUAAGAAAACGAGAGAUGAACUGGCAGAAGAGGUUGCAAAAACAGUGGUAUCUGAGUCACCUCAGAGUGGUGAAGGAAAAGGAAUGGCAUUAGAAGAUCUCAUUAGCUCACUGGCUGUUAAUGCAUUUUUAACAAGGAAACAAAUUCCCCGAACUCCAGAAAAUCUGCUUACAGAAAUUAGAAGCUCAUGGAGAAAAGCUAUUGAGAUUGAUGGUUCAUCAGACAUAGAGGUGGCCCCAGCUGAAGUAAUGAGAGAAGAAGCUCCAAUGGAUGCUGGACCUAUAGUGCAGAAGGCAGCAGACUCUAGAUUUGUGUGCUCUACCCCUGCAUCUCCUGUACCUGACUUUGAUCCUCCCUGGUCAGAAAUGGAGUCCCAAUCAAGUUCUACAGAAUUUAGAUGUCAAGAGCAGAUGAGGGUAAGUCAUAUCAUUGAACCUCCAGUUUUAGAAACAUCUGGAAUGCGAGAGAGUGAGAGAACUGAAGAACAGGAAUUAAAAUGUAUUGUUUUGAACAAAAGUUCUGUACAAGAUCCAGAAGAACCGACUUUUCAAUAUGUAAAGAAGAGCAUGAAUACUACAAGUACUUGUUCAGAAAACAGUAGUAGAACAGAUGUUCUACCUUCAGACCACUUUCAGGGUUCCUUAAUGGAUGGGAUGCUGCACUGGGAUGUAUCUUCAUUGGUAAGUUCUAUCCGUCGUGAAGCUGCCUUCUUGAGGAUAUUGGAUGAGUCAUUUCCAGAAGAACUUGAUAACAUAGAUCCCAACAAAUCUGAAAACUCAGAGUCUGAUUUUGAUGUAAUAGACAGCACAUAUGUAACAGGUGGUUCAAAAAAUAAGGGGGAUAUUCAAAAAUCAAAGCUAGAUAUACAGCCCCUGUUCAACACAUACAAAGCACUGAAAAAGACUGCAUCUAGAAAUGAAGAGGAGGUGCAUCAAACACCUAAUGGAGGUGAAUCUGGAAGUUGUAGAUCAGACCUAAGUCUUGCACCAGAAAAAGGAGAAGGAGAUGAAUUUUGUGGUCCUCUAGAACCCUUCUGCUUGGAUGAGGAAUUUAUCAAGAUGACAUCACCAGUAUCUCUUGGCGAUGAAAGAAAAUAUUCCCUGUCAUCUUUGCUGAUAUCCUGUCAACAUCUGGAGGAAAUGGCAUCAAUGGUACAUGAAAUCCCGUUAGACUUAAUACAUAAAUUGAAGGAUAAAGAGCAGUUGAAUGAGAAGCUGGGCACGAAGGAACCGUCAUCAGGAUAG